Messenger RNA from Lobosporangium transversale, 1509 nucleotides. Its product is annotated as Septin-domain-containing protein. Gene Ontology annotation, biological process: cytoskeleton-dependent cytokinesis. The coding region runs from base 76 to 1347 and encodes 423 amino acids. The transcript has 9 exons. The record is from RefSeq and is a predicted model, not a curated record. NCBI's taxonomy places the organism in Eukaryota, Fungi, Mortierellomycota, Mortierellomycetes, Mortierellales, Mortierellaceae. Gene Ontology annotation, molecular function: GTPase activity; GTP binding; molecular adaptor activity. Gene Ontology annotation, cellular component: septin complex; microtubule cytoskeleton; septin ring.
UUUUUUUUUUCUUCUUCUUCUUCUCAAGAUAUCAAUUGUACCUCACAACUAACAUCAUAGUUUGUAACUCGUCCAAUGCCACUUGAAUUUGCCCAUCAACACAAUGGCCAGUACCCAGACCCAGGCCCAUGGAAGCAUGCAGAGCCAAGGCCCCUGACACUCACAGGGCCUCUCGGACUCGACUCACUUCCUACUCAACGUUUCACCAAAGUAAAGCGUGCCUCUUUUGGAUUAAACCUGAUGGUCGUCGGCGAGAGUGGUCUUGGAAAGACAACUUUUAUGAACACUUUGUUCAAUUCGGACCUCAAAGAGGAGAUUCUCCCAAAGAAUCCUCAGCAAACACAAACUGUAGAGAUCCAACCUUCAUAUUAUGAGCUGUACGAAGAUGGUGUCCAGCUUAACCUUUGCAUCGUUGACACUCCAGGGUUCGGAGACCAAUUAAACCGUGAGCACAACGUUGCCCCCAUUGUGGCAUAUAUUGACAAGCAAUUUGAGGAGUAUAUGGCCGCAGAAGGUCAUCCUGGAUUCCGCAAGAGUAUUCCUGAUACUCGAAUUCAUGCAGUCCUCUACUUUAUCGCGCCUAAUGGUCAUGGUUUAAAGGAACUUGAUGCCAAGGCUCUGAAGACUUUGUCCGCCAAGGUAAAUGUCAUCCCCAUCAUCGCCAAGGCUGACACCAUGACAGCAGAAGAAAAGGUUUCGUUCAAGAACAUCUUGCUUCAGGAUCUGGAACACCAUAACAUCAGGACCUUUCCUUCUUCUUAUCCUGAUGAGGUCGAUGGUGCCGAUGACCUUCUUCAAUAUAUCCCAUUCUCGGUCAUUGGAAGCGACAACACAGUCGAAAUUGGUGGCAGGAGAGUGCGUUGCAGGACAUAUCGUUGGGGCAUUGUAGAAGUUGAAAACGCGGAACAUUCAGACUUUGUCCACUUGCGGGAGCUCUUGAUGUCAACCUGUUUGCAUGAUUUGGUCGAGACAACCCAUACUGUGCACUAUCACCGACAUCGUGGUGAUGCUCUCCGUGCAAAGGGGCGUCCGAUCUCGAUCCUAGAAUGUGAUGACUCGUACGAAUCUCAGAUUUCGGGCACAAAGAUCAAGAACAAGGAGGAGUUGAACCGCAAAGAAGAAGAGAUCCGUCAACUGUUCGUUCAGAAGGUGAAGGAGAAGGAAACUGAGCUGCGUGAGCGUGAGGAGAAAUUGAGUACCAAGAAACAGCAAAUGGAAGCCGAGCUGGAACAGCUUCGUGCCCAGAUUGAGGCUGAACAACGAGAACUGGAUGAGGCGGUCUCGACGCUCGCGCGCAAUGGAACAAUUUCAAAAGCUCCCAGUAAGCUGUUCGCCAAGGCGAAAUAAGGAAAAGGAAUACAACUGCUCAUCUACAGUAAAUUCAUACGCGCACAUACAUACACACGCAAUAUCAUCACCAAUAAGAAUCAACAUUCAAAUAAUCCAUGAUAUCGUAUAACAGACUAGAAAAUUAAUAAUAAUAAUAAUAAUAGUAAUAUUAUCUCAGCC